Messenger RNA from Syngnathoides biaculeatus (alligator pipefish), 3240 nucleotides. RefSeq names its product protein GPR108. Gene Ontology annotation, cellular component: membrane; Golgi apparatus. Gene Ontology annotation, biological process: transport. Bases 553 to 2259 code for a protein of 568 amino acids. Lineage: Eukaryota; Metazoa; Chordata; Actinopteri; Syngnathiformes; Syngnathidae. The record is from RefSeq and is a predicted model, not a curated record. The transcript has 18 exons.
UCAGUAGCCAUCGCAACCAGGGGUGACGUGGAACCUGAAGCGGUCUGUCAACAGCGCGAAUCACAUGGCCAUAACUGGCCCGACCAGUUUGGUUUCCCCAGAUUUAAUUAGUAAAACCACACGCGUUCGGAAAAAGUGACAAUUUUUCAAAUAAUUAUUUGACAGUUUAACAUCAUUUUUGUCGUUUUUCCCCGCAUCGUCGCGUCAAAGGCGAGACGCGUGCCGAUGACGUAAUCACCCAUCCCUCGUUGAAUGUUUGGCUAGUCGAGUGCAACACCAGGAAGCGAGAUGAGCUAAUUGCUAAGUGCUAAGAGCCCUCCGCUGCCGUUGCUUUGAUCGACGCCAUGAAAUCGCACCAAAUGAGCUCAACGUCGGUAGCUUGACAACACAGGAGGAUUCUAACUUGCCAUUUCGACGGCUACUCAAGCUCCACGUUGUCCCUGGCCGUGUCGCCGCGUGACCGUUCGGGGGUUGGACGGCAGUCGGUGUGAGCCGCUUCCUCCAUCGUUUUGGCCGGCUAGCGUAGCUUCUCUUUUCUCUCUCUGCGGGAAUAUGGCCGUGGUGCACCGAGCUGGCGUCGUGGUCGGAUUACUGCUCCUCUUUCUUCUGGAUGGCUCCAGGGCAAGGAUACACAAACUCAGCCUGAGGAAUGAAACUCGCUUUUUCGUCCACCUCAACACUUUUGGCUUUUACGCCAACGGCACGCUGGACGUGAACCUGCGCUCCCUGCGCCUCCCACAAAAGCUGGUCAACUACAGCGCGUACCCAGUCGGAUUUAGCCUAUCAAGGUCCCGCGUGAGUGGAGUCUUAUCUUACACGGCUGAAGAAACUGAGACGUGCCCCCUCUCGCUCACUAAGAUGGUCAACAAUGAACCGCUCAUCCUUUUUCUUUUUGACGUCAGCAGCCUCAGCGUCAACGUGCGCGUCCUCGGAGAUCAAGACAGCAUAUUAACUGGCAAGCCGAAGGCCGGUGCUCAGAUCAAAGAGGGAGGUCAGAGGUCGAGCAGGGAGGCUCCUGCUGAGAUUCCAGCUAAGCCGGCGGAGCCGGCGAAAGAUGGUGAUAAGAUUUCGGACAAAACGGCAGAUGACGCAAACGCAAAACCGAAGCCCGUAGACCCCGUGGAUGAGACGAAGAAAGAGAAAACGGCGGAAAAUCCGCUGCUUGAAUUCCCGUUGGCGUCCACCAAACAGCUGGCGCUUGCGUUGGAUAAGGUUAACGACACCUACGCCUUCAGUUUCCACCUGCUUCUGGGCCUGCUGUCCGAAGGCCUGUACAACUUCAACUUCUACUACUGCCAGAACAUGGUGGCGACCUUCGACCUGCCGUACUCCUUCACCCUGGAGGUGACCGAGAAAAACCCCGGAGGCUUCUUGUCGGCUGCCGAAAUCCCGCUCUCCCGCCUCUACAUCGGCAUGGCCGGAGUUUUCUUCACCGCCGCCAUGGUGUGGGUGUACACGCUGAUGAAGCACAGGUACAACGUGUUUAAGAUCCACUGGCUGAUGGCGGCGCUGGCUUUCACAAAGUCCACCUCGCUUGUUUUUCACAGCAUCAACUAUCACUUUAUCAACACUGAGGGGCAUCCCAUCGAAGGCUGGGCUGUCAUGUAUUACAUCACUCAUCUGCUCAAGGGGGCACUGCUGUUCAUCACACUGGCACUGAUCGGCACCGGCUGGGCCUUUGUCAAGUACAUCCUGUCCGAUAAGGAGAAAAAGAUCUUCAUGAUCGUCAUCCCCCUACAGUGUCUGGCCAACGUGGCGUACAUCAUCAUCGAGUCCACAGAGGAAGGCUCCAGCGAGUACCCGCUGUGGAAGGAGAUCCUCUUCCUGGUCGACCUCAUCUGCUGCGGCGCCAUCCUGUUCCCUGUCGUCUGGUCCAUCCGUCACCUCCAGGAGGCUUCAAGCACGGACGGAAAAGCCGCCGUUAAUUUGGAGAAGCUCAAGCUCUUCCGCCACUACUACGUCAUGAUCGUGUGUUAUAUCUACUUCACGAGGAUCAUCGCCAUCCUGUUGAAGGUGACCAUGCCCUUCCGGUGGCAGUGGUGCUACGAGUUCCUGGUGGAGGUAUCCACUCUGAUCUUCUUCGUGUUGACGGGCUACAAAUUCCGGCCCGCCUCCAACAAUCCGUAUCUCCAGCUGCCCCAGGACGAAGAAGACGAAGAGAUGGAUGAAAUAGUGACGGAGUCGGGCGCCCUGGAGGGCAUCUCCAAAGUCAAGAAGACGUCUAAUGGACGCGAGCGGCAGAAGGAGGCCACCUUGUGAGCGGAGGGGGGGAGGGGCAGAGCUUCAUUUGGGGAGGGGCACCACGCGACCGGAUGGCACAGAGCGGCGCGCGCACACACACACACGGACCAAGGCUUGUUCACGGCCUCCCCGUUUUCCGGACGCUCCUUCCCACUGCCCGGCUAUGCAAACGGACUUCUUUGUGUCAAUGGACGGACAAAUGGACGGAUGGACGGAAGGACAAGAGGCCUGACCUCGCUCUCACUCUCCAAAGACUUUUUCUUUUUUUCGGGUGUGAACGUGUGUCUAUUUAACUCGGUACUUGUGCAUUAGCCUUCCUCCCAUCGCGCGUGUGCAGGUCCCGAGAACACAAGAAGCCUCCCUCACGUGCUCAGGUUCCCCCCCUUCCUACCUCCCUUUUCCUCCCCCUCCCCGGUCGCUCGCAAAUUUCGGGGCUCGCCGACCGGUCGAAGCCACCGUGUUACAUUUCGAACGUUUGAGGUUGGACGUGUCAAUGGAUUUGCUUAUCGGUUGGGGUCAGUAUUAUAUUGAUAAGGUGAGCCCAUAUUAUUGAUCAGAGACCCAACCGCCUUUUUUUUUUUUUUUUUUUUUUUGGUCUAUUUGGUGCCACUCUGAAACUCAACCAGAUCAUUGCUUCUCUCUGCUUUUUUUUUUUUUUUUUUUUUUUUCUUUCUUUCCAUUUUUUAGCCUACUACUCUGGAUAUGAUGCCUGUUUUAUUGAUAAUUGUUGAUUGAACUUCUUGGCAUUGAAAGGUGUGUGUAGUGAUUUCAUAAAUAAUGAGACACAGAGGUCUCGAAACGAAACACUCGGGUUUACUUUCACUUGUUUGAGAUACAGUAGCGCGACUGCAAGGCAGGACAACUUUUUGGACGUGACCUCACACACUUUGCGCGUAAGAACUCAGUUGUUGGUGAGAUGUGGAUAGAACUUUACUGAAGUUUUCUUUUUUUUUUCAUGUCUGUGAGCUGUCAAUAAUAAAGCUGAUAUUCUGGGUGGGU